Messenger RNA from Lytechinus variegatus (green sea urchin), 2857 nucleotides. RefSeq names its product ATP-dependent RNA helicase DHX33-like (gene dhx33). Gene Ontology annotation, cellular component: nucleolus; intracellular anatomical structure. The transcript is spliced from 22 exons. Gene Ontology annotation, molecular function: RNA binding; ATP binding. Lineage: Eukaryota; Metazoa; Echinodermata; Echinoidea; Temnopleuroida; Toxopneustidae. The record is from RefSeq and is a predicted model, not a curated record. The coding region runs from base 18 to 2012 and encodes 664 amino acids. Gene Ontology annotation, biological process: positive regulation of transcription by RNA polymerase I.
AUUUUUGAAAAAGGAAAAUGACGGAAGACGAGAGAGCAGGAUGGGAGCCCUCCCCAAAGAAGCAAAAGACGUCCAUGACCUCUCUGAAGAAUGACCUUUACCAGCAACGAUGUAGUCUGCCCAUCUACCCGGCCAGGGGCAAGCUUAUCACAGAGAUCCGCAAGGCUGCUAGUGUCGUCGUGCUGGGGGAGACAGGGAGUGGGAAAACAACACAGAUUCCUCAAUACCUCGUGGAGGCCGGAAUGACCAAAGCUGGCAUGAUAGCAGUAACCCAGCCCCGUCGUGUUGCAGCCAUUUCAAUUUCAACUCGAGUCGCUGAUGAGAUGGGAUGUGAGCUUGGGACACAGGUGGGCUACUGCGUUCGCUUUGACGAUGCAACCUCGGAACAAACCAAGAUUAAGUACAUGACUGAUGGUAUGUUGCUGAGAGAAGCCAUUUUAGAUCCAAGAUUAUCCAGAUAUAGCAUUGUAGUAUUGGAUGAAGCCCACGAGAGGACUGUUCACACAGAUGUCUUGUUUGGGGUCGUGAAAGCAGCUCAGCAGCAGAGAGUCAAUGGAAACAGACCACUCAAGAUUGUAGUGAUGUCCGCUACGAUGGAUGUUGAUCAUUUCUCAGAGUAUUUCAACAACGCUCCUGUCCUCUACCUUCAAGGCAGACAACACCCUAUAGAGUUGAUGUACUCCAGUUCACCUCAACCAGACUAUUUAUUCUCAACAUUGGUCACCAUCUUUCAAAUUCACCAGGAACAGCCAGUUGCAGAAGAUAUGCUUGUAUUUCUGACUGGUCAAGAAGAGAUUGAGAGCGUUGCUAGGUCAGUGAGAGAAGUAGCACUAGAUCUUCCUCAGGAUGUUCCAGGUCUUGUAGCCCUUCCAAUGUAUGCAUCCUUGCCUCCGGGUCAACAGCUUAGGGUCUUUCAACCGGCUCCUGCUGGCAAGAGGAAAAUAAUUUUAGCCACCAACAUAGCUGAGACAUCGGUCACCAUCCCGGGGAUCAAGCAUGUCAUUGACACAGGCAGGGUCAAAGCUAAGAGCUACCAGGCAGGAACUGGUUUAGAUCUGUUGAAGGUCCAGUGGGUAUCUCAAGCCCAGGCCUGGCAGAGGACUGGCAGAGCUGGAAGAGAGGACAGUGGGACAUGCUGGAGGAUGUACACAGAAGAUGAAUUUACGAAGCUCAAUGCCAAUACUAUUCCUGAAAUACAACGGAGUAACUUAGCGAAUGUUGUUCUCCAGAUCAUGGCUCUUGGCAUCAAGAAUGUGCUGACCUUUGACUUCAUGGACCCCCCACCAAGAGAGGCACUUGAGGCUGCACUGAAACAGUUAGAGCUCUUGGGAGCAGUGAACAGAGAGAGAAGUUUACAGCUAACACCUAUCGGCAAAGAGAUGUCCACGUAUCCAUUAGAUCCACCCAUGUCAAAGGUCAUCAUAAGUGCAAAGGAUUAUGGAUGUUUAGAAGAGAUCCUGACAAUUGUUUCUGUGCUCUCAGUGGAAUCAGUCCUUCACAGUCCAAUGAUCAAGAGAGAGAAAGCGUUAGCGGCAUGGAAGAAGUUCUAUUGCAGUGAAGGUGAUCAUGUGACCUUACUCUCCAUCUUCAGAGCGUACAAAGCUGUCAAGAACAAGAAGGAGUGGUGUAAAGUGAACUUCAUCAAUCAUCGUAAUGUGAAGCACGCGAUAGAAGUCCGCAAGCAGCUGAGAGAGCUGUGUGUUCGAGCCAACCUCCAACUGCAGUCAUGUGGACAUGACUUUACUCAAAUAAGAAAAUGUUUGACCCAAGGUUUGUUUAUGAAUUCAGCAGAGCUUCAGUGUGACGGAUCCUACCUGACGUUGGAUAGAAAACAGACUGUGGCCAUCCACCCCUCAUCCUGUCUCUUCCGAUGCAAGCCAUCCUACCUCUUAUACAGUGAACUGGUCCAUACAUCAAAGUGUUACAUGAGGAAUGUAUGUGUGGUGGAUGCUGACUGGCUUUAUGAGACGGCUCCUGCAUUUUUCAGGCAGAGAUAUGGAAAGAAAAGAUGACAGGAGUCCUAUUAAAGAGACAAGAAUGCUCCAAACGAUGCGUCAGGGAUGUGCGUGUCUUCAACGUCGACUGGCUUUAUGAGACGGCUCCAGCAUUCUUCAGACACAGAUACAUGAUGAUAAGGGCUACAUGUAUCUGAAAGAGACAAGAAGAACGCUCCGAAAGAUACAUCAGGAAUGUUGGGUCUUGGACGUGGACUGGCUUUACGAGAUGGUUCUGGUAUUCUUCAGAGGUACAGAAAGAAGAGAUGACAAGAGAGACGAGAAGAACAUUCUAAUAAAUGCAUCAGGAAUGUAUGUGUGUUGGAUGCUUAUUGGCUUUAUUAGACGACUCUGGCGUUCUUGAGCACAGGAACAGAAAGAACAGAUCACGAGAGUCCUACGUCGGAGACAAGAAUGAUCCAAACUUUACAUCGUGAAUGUACAUGUUUGUGUGAUAGAUGCUGAUUGGCUUUAUGGGACCUCUAUGAAAGUUUCAAGGAGAACCGGUCAAAAGAUACAUCUGGCCUUACAAGAUGACUCUGGCAUUCUUCAGAGGACAAGAGCUUGAUGAGAGAAACAAGAACGCUUCUAAAGAUAACAUCAGAAAUGCGUGUUUUUGGUGCUGACUGGCUUAUUGAGACAGCUUCAAGAGAUAUAUGAAAUAGGCUCUUUUGACAGAGGGUGCUGAAGUGUAGUACAGUAAUAUUUUAAAAAUCUGCAUAAUUCCUGUGUUUUUACUGUGGUACAAAUAAGUCUUCAACAGAUCAUGGGAAUUUGUAAGGGUGGAGAAUAAUUAUAUAAUAUUGACUGGCCUUGAGGGGAACAUCAAAUAUAUUGCCAGCAAAAGAAUCAUAUUGGCUCGA